UAAUAAUCGAAGCGCUGUGGCUGCGGGCGCCGGGGCAGCCUGCCGGCCACCGAGAGUGAUUCGGAGGUCUACCGGCAACAGUACAGCCCGGGCCGCACGCCAUCGCAGCGAUAACUGGUCCCGGGGCUGCCCACCAAAAAACCAUGCGGGCAGCCCUAUGGCUCCUCACGAUGGCGGUCGCCCAGCGCAACAAGCCCCAGGGCGUGCAGCUCUCCUCCAGCCCCUACGACAUCCUCGGCGUCCACCGCCGCGCCACGGUCCAGGAAAUUAGGAACGCGUAUCGCGCGAAAGCCAGAGAAACGCAUCCCGACAAGGCCAGGCCCGGCCGCGAGGCCGAGAUGCGCGACCGGUUCCUGGAGGUGGCGGCGGCCUUUGAGUUGCUGACGGACGAGAACGCGCGGCGAGAUUUUGAUAGUCGCGGGACGUACCAGCGACCGACCACAAAAACGUACAAGAGACGAACGCAGAAGAAGCACGCUCCACUGACAGAAGAAGAAGAAAGAGCAGCAGCAAGAGUGCUCAACGUGCGCUCAAGGAAACAUCUGGAGGACGCCGCGUUGGGUGUCGAUGGGAAGGUGGACCGGCAUUUUGUUUUGGCGCUCUACGACGAGGGCGAGUGCGAGGACUAUCUAACAUACAUAACGCGGUUCCCCUACCCCUUCGCGGACAAGCUGGACCCCCACGGCAUCUGGUGGGAGGACGUUUUGCAAACAGCCAAGACCCGGUUAACGGACGCGGACGGCCAAUUAUCAAGAAUCGCGAAGAAGUUAAAUCUCGACGUGCGGCGGGGCUGCCCCCAGGUCGUCUUUGCGGGCAACGGCACGGACCUGUUUGGCGAGAUGGACGUGCUCCGCCGGCCGACGCGGCAAUCUUUGGAGGAAUGGCUCUGGCCGAAGCUGCAGACGCGCGUGCGCUUCGAGAACGACUCGCCCCACACGAUCCGGACGUGGUGGGUCCACGGCGGCCACGCGAAGGAUCCCAUGGACGUGGCGCCGGGCGCUUCACUAGAACGGAACGCCUACGUGUCCCAUUUGUUCGCGGUGCGCGACGUCCGCGCGGGCGGGCCGCUCACCAAAGAGUCGUGUCUGAAUUGGCAGCACGUCGACUCGGACGCGAACCCGUUCGUGAUCCGCGCGGCGCCCAAGUGCCAGGACUGGCACGGCGACUGCGGCGCCUGGGGCGACGCGGGCGAAUGCGAGCGGAACGACGGCUUCAUGCGCAAGUUCUGCCACCGGACGUGCCGCGGGAGGGACGCGACCCGCGCGGCGCUCGUCGCGGACGAGGCGGCGCAGCGCGCAGCCGACGCGCAGGCCGAGGCCGCGCGGCUCAGGGAAGCUUACGAGGCGGCCGCCGCCGCGGCCAAGCGGCUCCAGGACGAAGCGAUCUCCCUGGAGAUUCAAGCCGAGGCGGCUUCGGUCAACGCCCUUCGCUGCGACGCGGGCUACCCCGAAAAAGAGGUGAGACGGUGGUAGGAUGUAACUGUG
Pelagomonas calceolata is the source of this 1484-nucleotide messenger RNA. The record is from the annotation of a GenBank genome assembly. Lineage: Eukaryota; Pelagophyceae; Pelagomonadales; Pelagomonadaceae.